Molecule: messenger RNA, 2352 nt
Organism: Nymphaea colorata (pocket water lily)
Lineage: Eukaryota; Viridiplantae; Streptophyta; Magnoliopsida; Nymphaeales; Nymphaeaceae
Product: protein NRT1/ PTR FAMILY 4.3-like
Exons: 5
Coding region: 354-2153 (599 amino acids)
Biological process (GO): oligopeptide transport; transmembrane transport
Cellular component (GO): membrane
Molecular function (GO): transmembrane transporter activity
Source: RefSeq, a predicted model, not a curated record
GUUUCGGAGCCUUGCUUAUUUUUUGCCUGCCAAGUUGCCAACCAUUUGUUCUCACUCAGCGUGUUCCAACUAUUUAUGCGCUCAUCUUCCCCCCUCGUUGGUUCUUGCGUGUACAUGACAAACUGUAUGUUCUCUGCAAUGAUUUCCCCAUGUUACUUUUUCCUUCCAUGGUGACCUUCGCUACCAGAAAAUAUCCAAGCUCUACCAUCCAUUUUACUUCUAUUUCGAACCUCACCACCGUCACUAGCACGUUGGGAAAUUGCAGUUUCAGUAGGGGUAUCAUCUGUUUCUGAGAGAGAGAGAAAGGGAGAGUGUGUUAGUUGUUGGUCGAAGCGUCCAAAUUCGGGAACAAAAUGGAGAAUGAGGUCAGCAGUGGUGGAGUCAAUGUCAAAGAACACAUGGAUCGCUCGGUCGAUUGGAGAGGAAGGCCUUGCAAGUCAAGCCAUGGAGGAACUAAAGCAGCAAUCUUUGUUCUUGGCAUUCAGGCCUUCGAGAUAAUGGCGAUAGCUGCUGUGGGGAAUAACCUUAUCACGUAUGUCUUCAAUGAUCUACACUUCUCCCUUCCAAAAUCUGCCAAUACCGUGACAAAUUUUGUGGGCACCAUCUUUCUUCUGUCCCUACUGGGUGGAUUCCUUUCUGACUCUUACAUCGGGAGUUUUUGGACCAUCAUCAUAUUUGGCUUUGUGGAGCUCUCUGGAUUUAUUUUGCUCUCUGUCCAAGCUCAUUUGCAACAGCUUAGACCACCAAAAUGCAAUAUGAGAACUGAAGGAAAUCACUGUGAAGAAGCAAGAGGUCUUCAGGCAUUGAUAUUCUUUCUGGCGCUCUACUUGGUAGCUCUGGGAAGUGGAUGUUUGAAGCCAAAUAUGCUGUCUCAUGGAGCUGAUCAGUUUUCUAGGGAUGACACUAAGCAGUCUAGGAAGCUGUCCUCCUACUUCAAUGCUGCAUAUUUUAGCUUCUCUCUUGGUGAACUUAUCGCGCUCACCAUCCUUGUUUGGGUUCAGACUAACUCAGGCAUGGGGCUUGGCUUUGGUAUCUCAGCUGCAGCAAUGGCCUUGGGCUUAGGCAGCCUAAUAUGUGGUUUUACAUUUUACAGAAACAAGCCACCUCAAGGCAGUAUCUUCACUCCCAUUUUACAAGUACUUGUAGCUGCCAUUACUAAGAGGAAAUCAGUAUGUCCUUCUAAGCCUGAGCUUCUCCAUGGGAGCCAACCCGGUUCUCCUAACAUUAACUCUUCUAUGGCUGUUGGGAACCUACUGCAUACAGCAAGGUUUAGGUUUUUGGACAAGGCCUGUAUCAUCACAGAGGAUGGCAUGACAAGGAAGGAGAAUCCAUGGAGACUCUGUACAGUAACUCAAGUAGAACAAGUGAAGAUCCUCAUCUCUGUAAUCCCCAUUUUUGCCUGUACCAUCAUUUUCAACACCAUCCUUGCUCAGCUACAGACUUUCUCAGUGCAACAGGGGAGCAUCAUGAACACCCAAUUGACAAAAAAUUUCAAAGUUCCUCCUGCUUCACUGCAGUCAAUCCCCUACCUCAUGCUAAUAUUUGUCGUGCCUCUAUACGAUGCCGUCUGUGUCCCUUUUGCACGACGUAUCUCCGGCACCGAGUCUGGCAUCUCGCCGUUGCAGCGAAUUGCUAUUGGACUGUUCACAGCAACUUUCUCCAUGGUGGCCGCAGCUCUCAUUGAAAAUAAAAGACGAAAGAUGGCGAUCUUCUCUGACAAGCAAAUCUCCAUAUUCUGGAUCACACCACAGUUUCUCAUUUUCGGACUCUCUGAAAUGUUUACCGCAGUUGGUCUCAUUGAGUUCUUCUACAAGCAGUCCCUAGCAGGAAUGCAGUCCUUCUUGACUGCUGUAACAUACUGUUCAUACUCAUUUGGUUUCUUCCUGAGCUCAUUUUUGGUCUCCUUAGUGAAUAAGAUCUCCUCAGGCAAUUCACACAAGGGGUGGCUCUCAGAUAAUGAUCUGAACAAAGACAGACUGGACUUGUUUUAUUGGCUGCUAGCUGCUCUCAGUCUGCUCAACUUUUGUCAGUAUAUAUUUUGGUCUAGAUGGUACUCUUACAACCCAAGUCUAGAUCCUAUCCAUUUACAUAAUCUCCACAAAGAAGACGCUGAGUUUAACUCUAGGAGCAGUGCAGAUGGAACUGUACUUUGACGUCUGCUCAUCUCCUUUCUUUCUUUUUCCAUUGACUGUGCAACUGAAGAGAAACAAUGAAAAGGGAAAAGGUUAUCUUCGGUAGAUGCAUUCACUUGUUGAAAAAUGAAUCUUCUUGACCUUCAUAGGUCACCAUUUUCAACGCCCUACGAAGGCCUACUUUGUACUUCUUGUAACAUAACGACAAAGUUUGGUUUGA